Molecule: messenger RNA, 914 nt
Organism: Oppia nitens
Lineage: Eukaryota; Metazoa; Arthropoda; Arachnida; Sarcoptiformes; Oppiidae
Product: dual specificity protein phosphatase 14-like
Exons: 1
Coding region: 55-885 (276 amino acids)
Biological process (GO): protein dephosphorylation
Cellular component (GO): cytoplasm
Molecular function (GO): protein tyrosine/serine/threonine phosphatase activity
Source: RefSeq, a predicted model, not a curated record
UUUGAAAAAAAUGUUUGAAAUUCAAAUGCGUUAAAACAUAAAAACGAUUAAAAAAUGUGGAAUUGGUUUUCUGGAAGAACUGGAAGUCAGAAUAGGAGAGCUAUUCCACCGCAGAGGACAACAACAAAAACGGGACAAUUUCCUAGCAAUGGAAAGAAUAGAAGAUUAAAGACAAGACGAGAAAUGGAACAAUUGAAAGGACAACUUCCUGAAGACUUUCGCAACAUAUCUGAGGGAACGUUCGCCGAAAUGUCCAAAAUUACUAACGACUUGUAUUUGACAGGAAUUUUUGGACUAACAAAAGAAAACUUUGAACAAAACAAUAUAACAAAUGUAAUUAAUGCCACUUACGAGGCGCCAGACAUUGUUAUUAAAGGUAUUUCUUACAUACGAGUGCUCGUCGACGACGAUCCCGAAGAGGACAUCACACCGUAUUUUGAUUACAUAGCCGAUAAUAUCGAGUCAAUGGCCCGCAGACAUCGCCACACAUGCAUACACUGUGUGGCCGGUGUGUCCCGAUCGGCGGCACUGGCCAUAGCCUAUCUGAUAAAAUAUAAGAAUAUGACACUAAAAGCUGCUUUUAAUCAUAUAAUCCGUCGCCGACAGUGUGUUAAACCGAUUACCGGUUUUAUUCAACAGCUCAUGGAUUAUGAGCUGAAAAUUCGCGGCUCAAACUCGUGUCAACUGAUUGUUUAUAAGACACGUGAGGGCGACGUUCAGGUGACUGUCCCUGACUUCUGGAUCAGAGAACAUCCGUUGAUUAUGAAUCUGGAGAUCGAAACCGAAAGGAAACGAAAUCGAGAGGAAGGACUUAACGCAGCCUCGAGUUUCAGUCACGUGUCGACCAAAAGGUCUAAAUACGGCGAUAUCUCACAAAUUCAUUGAUUAGUUUUUUAUUUAAAUAUCAUUUAUGA